AUGGCUUUGAUGACAUUACGAAUAUUGCGUAUGUCCAUGAUCGUUGUCAAGGAAUUUACACAGCCUGUUAAAAAAUUAUUUGUAAAUGUCGCCCAACGCAAUAAAUUUUUUCGCAAAUAUAUUAUCAAACCCCCGGCCCGUGGAUACCAUUGGUGUGAGAAAUCUCUCCAUAAGCUCAUAUCUAAAGAUACGCAAUUGGAACAACUAACCGAAGAAGGAACCAUUGAUUUAGGUGCAGCAAUAUGGGCGGAAUUAGUGGUAUUUUUAGGAUGCUCAAAAGUUUUACUUGUGGAAACGAAUAAACAAAUAAAGCAAAAAGAAAUGGCAGAAGAAGAAUUAAUAAAACGGGAACAAAAUAUAAACGAGUCGGUGGAAAUUUUGCAGAAUAUAUUAAAUCAGCAGGCUAUUUACAUUGAACAAAUAAUAGUCGCCCUUGAAGAACUUGGUUUUCACUGGUGUGAAGUUACGCUAAAGAUGUUGCUAUUGAACUUAGGUCGACCGGUUAAGGUGGUGCCUCUCAACGAAGCAAUAGCCCUUGAAUUGGGCGCUGAACUAUUGGGAGAAUUAAUUGUAUUCGCAGUAGCAGCCGCGGGUUUGAUUUUUGAAACUAAAAGGCAAGCUAAGAAAAGAGAUUUUGAAAUUAAAAGUGUGAAUGUCACCAGUACAGAUCUGAUUGAAGCAACAAAAGUAUUAGAAUAUCGACAGCAGAGGCAAAAAAUGUAUAUUCAGGAAAUCGCGCAAGCUUUGGCCGAACUAAAUAGCCCCAUCAAUAUAAACGAAUUGGAAAAACAAAAAACUGUGCAAGAAAAUAAUGACAAACUAUUUGAAUAUAUGUUAUAAAAGUGCAUAAAGCAAAAAAUACUCUUUAUAUUAUCGUAUGUAUUUAAAUUUACAUAUUUUCAUCAAUAAUUUAACUCCACAAUAUCGAAGGGAGCAUUAAACAGAAACAUCAUUUAUAAUAUAUUAUAGUAAAUAAAAAAUUCCCUUUUGUUUGCUGUUUUUUUGCGGUAAUUCACAUCAAAGAGCAGACAAUUGCGUAAAUGAAGAACUCUUUAGGGAAAUGAGUCACAGAUUAGAAGCUGCUACCAAAUGUCUAGUAUUUUUACAUAAUAAAAAAAAUUAAUUUUAUGUACAUUCUUUGCUAUAUAAAAUAUUUAUGUAUGGUAAGAAAUUCAUUAACUCAAAGACUCAAGUUCUGUACUAAUAAUACUCUGCUGAUUAACAAGUUUUUGCUCUUAGCGUAUUGCUCAGCUCGGCUUUGCUUAUUGUGCGGACUGAUUUGUCUUUUUUGUUAUCUCUCUCUCGACGCGCAUCCAAUUGGGGGGAUCUUUUUAGGUUGAAGCUGUAUAAUUUCAUUUAGUUUAUUGUCUGAAUGUAAUGCUGGCUUUCGACAACCUUCGCGUUUGUUUAUCAUCGAGCGUCGUGUAGUGCAGACGAUAUAAAGCCAAACAAUCUCGUCCACAGUGUUUCAUGUAGUUUUGUUAACAAAUUUGGGAUAUCAAUAGUUCGACAAUUUUGCGAAAUAUUCAAUUUAAUUUCAAAAAAAAAAAGAAAA
Bactrocera dorsalis (oriental fruit fly) is the source of this 1555-nucleotide messenger RNA. Its product is annotated as optic atrophy 3 protein homolog. The transcript is spliced from 6 exons. The coding region runs from base 1 to 840 and encodes 279 amino acids. Gene Ontology annotation, biological process: regulation of lipid metabolic process. Gene Ontology annotation, cellular component: mitochondrion. The record is from RefSeq and is a predicted model, not a curated record. Lineage: Eukaryota; Metazoa; Arthropoda; Insecta; Diptera; Tephritidae.